AUGUGGUCGCAUCUCGGGAAGUUCGGAAUCUUCGCUGGCGGCUGCGUCACAGGAGCUGCGGCUGCCACGGCUGCGCGGGCCUAUGAGCGGCGUCAGGCAGUGCGGUCGGGGGAGUACUACGAAUGCUCAGGUGAUUUUUACCAAGUUCUGGGUCAUGCUUGGGAUCACUUCCGACGAGAUUUCUGUGUCGUCUACCGUCCGCUCUACCACUGCGAGGCGAAGGAGGGUAGCUUCGAAGCUCACGUUUUGGCGACGUCGCACUUCGAGCGCUUUGAUGACAAAUUCCGGCCAGUAGAGUUUGACGCGAUGAGCACGGAUGCGAGGAGCUUGGCGCUUCCAGGGCCCUUCUGGCACGACAAGUUCUGGGGCCUCCGUCCACACGUGGUGCCUGCGGAGGGCGGUACUGCUGCCGUGAUGCUCCA
Molecule: messenger RNA, 422 nt
Organism: Symbiodinium sp. CCMP2456
Lineage: Eukaryota; Dinophyceae; Suessiales; Symbiodiniaceae
Source: the annotation of a GenBank genome assembly